This is a messenger RNA of Ictalurus punctatus (channel catfish), 715 nucleotides long. RefSeq names its product histone H3. The record is from RefSeq and is a predicted model, not a curated record. Gene Ontology annotation, molecular function: protein heterodimerization activity; DNA binding; structural constituent of chromatin. The coding region runs from base 292 to 702 and encodes 136 amino acids. Lineage: Eukaryota; Metazoa; Chordata; Actinopteri; Siluriformes; Ictaluridae. The transcript has a single exon. Gene Ontology annotation, cellular component: nucleosome.
CUGAGGAGUGAAAAUGGUUUGUGACGGCGUUGUGUGUGUUCCUAUCGAACAAAGCAUUUGUGUUAGAGAGCGCGCCAAUAGAAUAGAAUUGUGGCGGGCGUCUUAUGUUUCGAACGGUGGCAGAGAAGACGGUCCAAUAGUCAACAGGUGACGUAAAACGUUCUAUCGAAUAGCAGACGAGCGCGUUCGAGACGCCCAAUCAGCGCAGGGCGGCGUUAUGGCUUAAAAAGGCCGCGUUCGCGCGCGCCGUUUAUUCUAUUUUUCUACCCGUGAAGUGCAGAGUUCGACGCUAUGGCAAGAACCAAGCAGACCGCCCGUAAGUCCACCGGUGGCAAGGCGCCAAGGAAGCAGCUCGCCACUAAGGCUGCCCGCAAGAGCGCGCCGGCUACCGGCGGCGUGAAGAAGCCUCAUCGUUACAGGCCCGGCACCGUGGCUCUGAGAGAGAUCCGUCGUUAUCAGAAGUCUACUGAGCUGCUCAUCCGCAAGCUGCCCUUCCAGCGCCUGGUGCGAGAAAUUGCUCAGGACUUCAAGACCGACUUGCGUUUCCAGAGCUCGGCCGUCAUGGCCCUGCAGGAGGCGAGCGAGGCAUACCUGGUCGGUCUGUUCGAGGACACCAAUCUGUGCGCUAUCCACGCCAAGAGAGUGACCAUCAUGCCCAAGGAUAUUCAGCUGGCCCGCCGUAUUCGCGGAGAACGCGCUUAAACCACAACUCUGU